Molecule: messenger RNA, 2173 nt
Organism: Prorocentrum cordatum
Lineage: Eukaryota; Dinophyceae; Prorocentrales; Prorocentraceae
Source: the annotation of a GenBank genome assembly
AGAGCCAUUUUGGCUCGAGGAGGGGGCCCCGCCGCGGGCACCUCGGCCUGCCAUGGCCGCCGCGGGGGGCAAAGGACUCCUCGGCGGCCCAGCCUACCACAGCCUGGUGCCCUCGGCCCGCGAGGCUCAGGAGUUCGCGGGCGCGGCUGCCCCCUGCUGGGACUCGCGGGCGCCGGCGCCCCGCUGCGGCGCCGAGCGCGGCUGCGCGCGGGACAUCGGCGGCGGAGGCCUGGCUGCCGGGAAGCUGUGCGUGGGCCUGGCGCCCGCGGCCGUGCUGCUGGUGCUUCUGGCCGCGUGCCAGCCAGAGGGUCAGGUCGCCCGCCGCAGGAAGGCGGCGCCCCACGGCGAGGGGGGCAGCGGCGGUGCCAUCAGCAGCAGUGGCGGUGCGGUCUUGUCUAGAGCCUCCUCGGUGUCCGCGGGCCUUCUGAAGGCCUUCGGCGGGCAGGACGCCUGCGAGGCGAGCUUUGCAGACCAGGACCAGUCGGCGGAAUGCUUCUGCCAGGUGGCCCGAAACCCAGGGUGCAGCGGGAGACCGUGUAGCUGCACCGCCGCGUGUCCUCAUGACGAGGCGUCCGUGUGGCGGCUUCCGACCGCUGUCAGCUUCGUUGGCGAUAGGGGUGCAGUUGGCUGCUCGGGUAAGGCCACCUCCAUAGUCACGGUCUCGAAGUCCUAUUUCGCGAGCCUAGAUGCCUUGAAGAACACGUGCCCCGAUAGGAUGACGGACCUGAUCGCCGAGAUGUUGACAGGCGGCCUGCGAGCCUAUCGACAAGCCGUCGGCCCAGGCGCCGUGCGCCACUGCAUCAGAGGCCCCGGCACGCAUGGCGCGCCCUGGCUCCACGCCGUCACCUUCUGUGCAGAGGGGGAGCUGGACCACCUGCCCUCCUCUGCCAGACUCAACUGGUGCACCACCAUGACCGACGAGGCCCAGGCGCACUGGGCCGCCGCGCUCGCCGCGGUGUGGGCCGGUGGCUCGCCAAGCAUGCCAGCGCCGCUCCCUGGCGCCAGCGCGGGCGCCGUCGCGGUCGGCGGCUCUGGCGGCCCCGCCUCGUGCCGAGAGGUCGGGUGUGGCAGGCACCGCCAGGAGCCGGAGUGCUCCUGCAACGGCGCCUGCCGCCAGCACGGGGACUGCUGCAGCGACUACGUGGCCGUCUGCGAGGAGGGCGGCAACGUGAGCGGCGGCGGCCAGUGCUACUUCGAGCACCACGGCGGCGGCAUCGGUGAGCUGUGCUUCUGUCAGCUCGCCGGGAACUCUGGCUGUGCCGAUCGCAGGUGCGCGUGCGACCAGGGCUGUGCAGGCGAUGCCCUUCUCGGGGGCAACGGGCACAGCGUCACCUUCAACAACAUCCACGAGGCUAGCGGGUGCGUAGGCCCACCUGCGGCGUUGCUGACGAUCCCCAGGUCAUUCUACAAGAAUAUCCAUGCUCUCAGGGACGGGUGCAGGCAGAGGAUGGUAUCCCUCCUGGCAUCUAUGCUCGAGGCGUCGUUCGAGACGUACCAGAGCAGGGUGGCGCUGGGCCCAGUCUCGCAGUGCAUCCACGCAUCGCACGCCGUCAGCGUGGGAUGGCUGCACCUCCACACCUUCUGCCCCGGCGGCGGCAUCGACAACCUGCCGAGCUCGGCGCACGCGGGCUGGUGCGGCACGAUGUACAGCUCGGCGGACGCGCCUGCUCUCGCCAAGGCAAUUGCCGCCUGGGCCAGCCGAUAGGCUCCCGCGGGCAGGCGACCCCUACCCGGCGUUGAGCCGCAACCCUUUCUCCGAAGCAGGUACUGGGCAGCAGCGGCUGGUGUGGGCCCCCGUAGCAGCUCAGUCCUGCUACAGGGAAGAGGGUCCACAUGGCUUCUUGCGAUGUCCAAUUGGAUCCAUAACCUGGGUGAAAGCAGGAGUGUACCGGCCACUUGUGAAGGUCGGCAAUUGACGGUAUUCUUCCGUGUAGGAUGUUUUCUUACCCCCGUGCUGGAAUGUAGUGCUAGCGGCGAGGGAAUAGGCGAAGAUCAGGACGGCCAGCCACGGACUGUUGCUGCCCGCUUCUCCUGUUCCCGCCGCCAGCAGUUAUGGUCCCUUGCUGCAUGGUCUCACCAGCCCACAUUGGGGGCCAGGCGCCCACGUCGGAAUAUGGGGCAAUUCGGUUUCCUUCAGGCGCUAAUGACUCUCAUCAUCUGCUGCUCCUCCCUC